Malurus melanocephalus (red-backed fairy wren) is the source of this 1313-nucleotide messenger RNA. RefSeq names its product ribonuclease H1 (gene RNASEH1). Gene Ontology annotation, molecular function: magnesium ion binding; RNA-DNA hybrid ribonuclease activity; nucleic acid binding. The record is from RefSeq and is a predicted model, not a curated record. NCBI's taxonomy places the organism in Eukaryota, Metazoa, Chordata, Aves, Passeriformes, Maluridae. Bases 44 to 934 code for a protein of 296 amino acids. The transcript is spliced from 8 exons. Gene Ontology annotation, biological process: DNA replication, removal of RNA primer.
GCGCGGGUCGGGGCGGGGGUGCGGAUGGCGGCGGGGCCGCGCGAUGCUGCGCUGGCUCGUGGCCGUGCUCAGCCACUCCUGUUUUGUCCCCAGGGGUGGCUCCAUGUUCUACGCGGUGCGCAAGGGCUGGCGGACCGGCGUCUACCGCACCUGGGCGGAAUGCCAGGAGCAGGUGAACAAGUUCCCCUCCGCCAGCUUCAAGAAGUUCGCCAGUGAGAAGGACGCCUGGAGCUUCGUGCACGCCGGCGUGUCGGGGCCGCAGCAGCCUGAGCCCGCAGAGGCAUUUGGUCUUCCAGCUGAGAUACAAGAAAGCGGUAGCCGGAGAGAGGAAUUAGAAUUAAAUACUGUGUGUUGCAGUACAUGUAAAAGGCCGUAUGARCAGUCAAGAAACGAAGAGCAGAUUGCAAAGCGUGUAAAACAUGACGAAGUACACUCAGUGUGCUCAACACCAACAGUCAGUGAAAAUAAGUUUUCAUAUAUGGGUGAAUUUGCAGUUGUUUAUACAGACGGUUGUUGCAGAGGUAACGGACGUAAUAGGGCACGUGCUGGGAUAGGUGUCUAUUGGGGACCAGGCCAUCCUUUAAACACCAGUGAAAGACUUCCUGGACGGCAGACAAACCAAAGAGCAGAAAUACAUGCAGCCUGCAAAGCAAUAGAGCAAGCCAAGAGUCAAAACAUCAAGAAGUUAAUAAUCUACACUGAUAGCAAGUUUACUAUUAAUGGUAUUACAAGCUGGGUUGACAACUGGAAAACAAAUGGCUGGAGAACAAGUUCAGGAGGAAGUGUAAUAAAUAAAGAAGAUUUUGAAAGACUUGAUAAUCUGGCAAAAGACAUAGAAAUUCAGUGGAUGCAUAUUCCUGGUCAUGCUGGCUUCCAAGGAAAUGAAGAAGCUGAUAAACUAGCAAGAGAAGGAGCUUGUAAACCAAAGUGCUGAUGUCCUGGGACUAGAGACUGUUGCACUGGGAGGAGAAGGCCUGACAUGACAGCAACAGCUUGAACUGCUGUAAUUGUUUUGGAGUUGAACUUUGAGCUGUACUUCUUUCUGGCCUGAACCACUAAAUAUAAACCAACUUCUGAGAAGGAAAAGCCACAUUUUCUUCUAUUGCAUUUGUUUUAUGAUUGAGACAAUAUUCAGUUGAUGAUACUGAGUAUUUAUUUUUUCUCCAUCUGUUGGAAGGUCUGUGGUCAGUGUUUUUAGCUGUCUUGUGUGCUAAUGGAUUCACUGUAAAGGCAGGCUUUGGAAGAAGUUAUAUUAAAUCAAAGUGUUCUGUAUUUUCUUCUUAGUGAAAUAAAUUAUUUUUUUUGUACUGAGA